Molecule: messenger RNA, 1111 nt
Organism: Tigriopus californicus
Lineage: Eukaryota; Metazoa; Arthropoda; Copepoda; Harpacticoida; Harpacticidae
Product: RNA-binding protein 42-like
Exons: 1
Coding region: 95-1087 (330 amino acids)
Molecular function (GO): mRNA binding
Source: RefSeq, a predicted model, not a curated record
AAUCUGGAAGCCCUGAAGCAAAACAUACUCCAACGUUGAUCAACGAAGCCUGGCAGUUCCCUGUUCCUCUCAUCACAAUCACACAUCUCUCAUCAUGAAUUUUGAGGAGGAAAUGAGCCGCUUUGAGGCCGAGAUCCACCGUGGUGCGGCCAACGCCAUGGGUCCCAUGGGCAUGGGCCUUCAUUUUCACGCUCCUCGCCCACCUAUGUCCGCCCCCAUGUUUGAUCCCGCCUUUCUACCUCACGCUAUCCACGCUCGGGCGGGUUUGCCGCCUCCUUCCGCCCAAAUGCAGACUUUUGCUCCGACUGCACCCGCUAUAUCGGCAUCCCCCGUCGUCAAAUCCGCCGCUCCCGUCAUCACGGCACCUCCACAGACCCGCACUGCGGCUAAAUCCAAUGAUCCUGCCGCCAAUGACGAUGAUCUCGAUAUCUUGGCCAAACUAGAAAAAUAUGAAAAAGAGAUGGGCAAAGAUGGUGGGACAUCAAAGAAGUCCAAGAAGAAGAAAGAAAAGUCUUCGACGAAUUUUACGCCCAGUGUGAUUCAAAAACCCGUACCAGCUAGUUCAAUUGUUCCUAGUGAACCGCCUCCGGCCACACAAAGUUCAAAUGUGAGUGCUCCUUUGCCUGUUCCGUUGUCCAAGCCCGGAUUUCCACCCCCUCCCAAUGGCACUACGGGCGAGGGAGAGUCCGGCAAAAAAGUCAAGAAACCGAAGCGCCUAAUUCGAUCGGGUGGUGGUCAAGUGUGGGAAGAUAGUUCACUGAAAGAAUGGGAUCAGAACGACUAUCGCAUCUUUUGUGGGGACUUGGGCAAUGAUGUGACAGACGAGGUCCUAGCCAGAACAUUUGGUCGAUAUCCGUCGUUUCAAAGGGCCAAGGUUGUGAGGGACAAGCGUACGAAUAAGACCAAAGGUUACGGGUUUGUCAGCUUCAAGGAUCCUAUGGAUUUUACCAAAGCGAUGCGGGAGAUGAAUGGCAAGUACGUGGGUAGUCGUCCAAUUAAGCUUCGGAAAUCGAAUUGGCGAGACCGAAACAUCGACGUGGUAAAACAGAAACAAAAACUCAAACAACAAAUGGGAUAUAAAUGGUAAUUGUAAUGUAUGCUGAAUGUUUAU